GGCGCAGCGCGGGAGGCGGCGGCGGCGGGUGGCCCAGUGCCCGGGAGGCGGCGGCGGCGGCGGCUGGUCCCGGCCCAGGCAGCGGCAGCAGCAGCCGGAGCCGAGCCUGACAUGAUGUUUCCGCAAAGCCGGCACUCGGGCUCGUCUCACCUGCCACAGCAGCUGAAGUUCACAACCUCCGAUUCCUGUGACCGGAUUAAGGACGAAUUCCAGCUCCUGCAGGCUCAGUAUCACAGCUUGAAGUUGGAAUGUGACAAGCUGGCCAGCGAGAAAUCAGAGAUGCAACGUCACUAUGUCAUGUAUUACGAGAUGUCCUACGGGCUCAAUAUCGAAAUGCACAAACAGGCUGAAAUUGUCAAGCGGUUAAAUGGGAUUUGCGCUCAAGUCUUGCCCUACCUGUCUCAAGAGCACCAACAGCAGGUCCUGGGAGCCAUUGAACGAGCCAAGCAAGUGACCGCACCAGAGCUGAAUUCCAUCAUCCGUCAGCAGCUUCAGGCUCACCAGCUCUCGCAGCUCCAGGCUCUGGCUCUCCCCCUGACUCCGCUGCCCGUGGGCCUCCAGCCCCCUUCCCUCCCGGCUGUCAGUGCCGGCACUGGGCUCCUCUCGCUCUCCGCCCUGGGCUCCCAAGCUCACCUCUCCAAGGAGGACAAGAACGGUCACGACGGGGACACCCACCAAGAUGACGACGGGGAGAAGUCGGAUUAAAGUGAGGGGUUGGGGGGAGGGGUUCAGUAAAAGAUGCAGUAUCACUCUGGUCAACGCUCCGCAGAACUGCAGUAGUCUGUACGGUGGCAGCCCACCAGGCACGCAACCCAUGCGGUGCCCCCCCUCCCCCAUGCCCGGGAUGGGGGGGGGGGGAGCGGGAAUCCGAGCCUCCAUCUUCCUUGAGAACGGAGUAGAAAUGAGGCAGCAACAAACACCACGGCUACGAACGCGGGGCUGUUAAAUUCCACUCUCCGCCAGCCCCCCAGAUCCCUCGCCGGCCUGGGCUCGGGCCGAGCACUGCUGUCCCCAGCUCUUGGCCUGCAGUAGGUUGAUCUGACCCCGGGCUGGGCAGAUGGGCCCAGCUGUGUCUGGACUCUGGGUACUGCAUGCAAGCCCAGUGGUACCGUUCUGCCUCUUUUCUCCCCCCGCCGCCCCUCCCCGAUGCGUAUUUAAAGAUACAGACCCGUUCUCCAUCCCAGUCCUCCCUGCCCCUCCAUGCCCCCACCUCUGUAGGUUUCGAUUGCAUCUCGCUGGUUCUGGACCGGUUCUCUCUCGGCACCCCACCUACACUAGUGCCCGCUUUGCACCUUGCUGCCCUGCAUGUAUCCCUGUUUAACCCGUCCUGGGAGCACAGUACUAGUCCAGCGCCCCCAGGCACCAGGUGUUUCUCUUCGCGCUGCUUCUCCACUUGUGGCUGGAGCCCCCCCGCCCGCUGGCCCUCCUCAGCCUUGGACCUGGCUGUCUGUGAUGGUGGGAGGAAGGGAGGGGAGAAAUCAGACCAGAUUAGAACCUCCCCCCCCUCCCACUUCCCUGCCCCCCCACCGUUUGAAAAAGGAUACUGCAGCUUUCUCUGUUUCUAUUUCAGUGCGCUAGCGUGUCUUUCUUUUAAAAAAAAAAAAACACAAAAUGGAGUUUAAAAAAAAAAAAAGAAUCUCGUGUUUGUAUAUAGUCCUUUAGAGAGAAAUCUUGUUUUGCUUUUUGUGUUUAAUCACUCGACCUAUACUAAGAGGAACUGAAGAUGCUGUAUUGAGGAUGUUACUAGCUGUGCCUUUCAAAUAAAGAAAUAAGAAGGUUGGUUAA
Messenger RNA from Caretta caretta (loggerhead turtle), 1785 nucleotides. RefSeq names its product TLE family member 5, transcriptional modulator (gene TLE5). Gene Ontology annotation, biological process: regulation of DNA-templated transcription; negative regulation of canonical Wnt signaling pathway. NCBI's taxonomy places the organism in Eukaryota, Metazoa, Chordata, Testudines, Cheloniidae. Gene Ontology annotation, molecular function: transcription corepressor activity; protein binding. Gene Ontology annotation, cellular component: nucleus; transcription regulator complex. The record is from RefSeq and is a predicted model, not a curated record.